Molecule: messenger RNA, 2910 nt
Organism: Alexandromys fortis (reed vole)
Lineage: Eukaryota; Metazoa; Chordata; Mammalia; Rodentia; Cricetidae
Gene: Stk3
Product: serine/threonine kinase 3
Exons: 11
Coding region: 271-1746 (491 amino acids)
Biological process (GO): protein tetramerization; regulation of MAPK cascade; protein phosphorylation
Cellular component (GO): cytoplasm
Molecular function (GO): ATP binding; protein serine/threonine kinase activity
Source: RefSeq, a predicted model, not a curated record
CCCCUCUCGGCCGCGCUCGGUCCCGCCCACCCUCCGCUGGCUCCGCUCUUCCCAAGCUCCAAGCGCAGGCCGCGGCCGAGGGGCGGGGCGGCCGGGAGGAACCGCGUUCAGGAGCGGGAGGGAGGUCCGCCGCGGAGUUACGGGAAAGUUGGUCCGAGUUCCCGGGAGUUUCCCGGUGUGCUCCCCCGUGUUCGGCCGGUUGCUCCCAGGCUCCUUUCCUCCCCACCUCCCUCACGGUCCACUCGACCCCUCUCUCUGCCACCGGCCGCCAUGGAGCAGCCGCCGGCGCCCAAGAGUAAGCUAAAAAAGCUGAGUGAAGACAGUUUGACUAAGCAGCCUGAAGAAGUGUUUGAUGUGUUGGAGAAGCUUGGAGAAGGGUCUUAUGGAAGUGUUUUUAAAGCAAUACAUAAAGAAUCUGGUCAAGUUGUUGCAAUUAAGCAAGUACCUGUUGAGUCAGAUCUUCAGGAAAUAAUUAAAGAAAUUUCCAUAAUGCAACAAUGUGACAGCCCCUAUGUGGUGAAGUACUAUGGCAGCUACUUUAAGAACACAGACCUCUGGAUUGUCAUGGAGUACUGCGGAGCUGGCUCUGUUUCAGACAUCAUUCGGUUACGAAACAAGACAUUAACAGAAGACGAAAUCGCAACUAUUCUAAAAUCUACGUUGAAAGGAUUAGAAUACUUGCAUUUUAUGAGGAAAAUACACAGAGAUAUAAAAGCUGGGAACAUUCUCCUCAAUACAGAAGGGCAUGCAAAGCUUGCAGAUUUUGGAGUGGCUGGCCAGUUAACAGAUACAAUGGCAAAACGCAAUACUGUAAUAGGAACCCCAUUUUGGAUGGCUCCUGAGGUAAUUCAAGAAAUAGGUUACAACUGUGUGGCUGACAUCUGGUCCCUUGGCAUCACUUCUAUAGAGAUGGCAGAAGGGAAACCCCCUUAUGCUGAUAUACAUCCAAUGAGGGCUAUCUUUAUGAUCCCCACAAACCCGCCACCAACAUUCAGGAAGCCUGAACUUUGGUCUGAUGACUUCACCGAUUUUGUUAAAAAGUGCUUAGUGAAGAGUCCUGAGCAGAGAGCCACCGCAACACAGCUGUUACAGCAUCCUUUUAUCAAGAAUGCAAAACCUGUGUCAAUAUUAAGAGACCUGAUCACAGAGGCCAUGGAAAUCAAAGCCAAAAGGCACGAGGAGCAGCAGCGAGAACUGGAAGAGGAAGAAGAAAAUUCGGAUGAAGAUGAGCUGGAUUCACACACCAUGGUGAAGAGGACCUCAGGAAGCGUGGGCACCAUGCGGGCCACCAGCACCAUGAGUGAAGGGGCCCAGACGAUGAUCGAGCACAACAGCACCAUGUUAGAGUCGGACCUGGGGACCAUGGUCAUCAACAGUGAGGACGAGGAGGAGGAGGAUGGAACCAUGAAAAGAAAUGCCACAUCACCCCAAGUACAACGACCAUCUUUCAUGGACUACUUUGAUAAGCAGGACUUGAAGAACAAAAGUCAUGAGAACUGCAAUCAGAAUGUGCGUGAGCCCUGCCCUGUGUCACAGAGUGUGUUUCCUGAUGACUGGAGAGUCCCUCACGAUGGAGACUUUGACUUUUUAAAAAAUCUAAGUUUAGAAGAACUACAGAUGCGUCUAAAAGCACUGGAUCCCAUGAUGGAACGGGAGAUAGAAGAGCUGCAUCAGAGAUACAGUGCAAAGAGGCAGCCCAUCCUGGAUGCCAUGGAUGCGAAGAAGAGGAGACAGCAGAAUUUCUAACGACUCCCUCUGCCCAGCAUGACCAGAGACCAAGCCACCACAGAAGGGAAGGGAUUGCACUACUUUUUAAUCCCUAAAAUGUAUGUUCUACAAUUUUGCAAAAGUCAAAAACUAAUGAUGGUACACCUAGAUAAAUUCCAAAGGCAAACUGUGCAGUUGUAUCCACUCUGACUUCAUUUUGAAAGGCUGAGAACGAUAGAAAUGUGCUCUUUCUGCCAGCUGUUCCACAGCAACCAAACCAACCAAAUUUAAAGCUAUAUUUGGAGACUUUGGAAAUCCAAAACUGUUGCUUAAUCGCACAGUACUGGAGGGCUUUAUGUUACAAUCCUCUUUAUUCCUGUGGAGAAGCCUAUUUAUUGUACCCCUUAGGUAGACUUAUUUAUUUACGCAGUUUUACUUUUUGUUUUUUAAAGACAAGAUCAGGAUAGUUUUGGUGGAUGUCCGGACACACUGACAGAUACAAACACACAACUAAAUUGUACAAAAGCAGGGAGCUCUGGGUGCGUUCCUUCAUCUCCAGUAAAAACAAAGCAGCAAGAGCAAUAAUGUCCAAAUGGACAAGACAUUUUUAUAUUGAAGAAUAAUUUCAUUUCUCCCUUCUUAAAUAUUAAUUCUUGGCUUUAAUAUUGGUAUAAAUAAGGCUAUAUAUGUGUGUGUGUAUAUAUAUAUGUGUGUGUGUGUGUGUCAUACAGAAUUGUACCCUGUAAAACCAAAGAAAUCAAUGAAUCCUUGCACACACACACACACACACAAACACACACAUACAGAGGUGUGGGAAAUACUUACAAAGAAAUGAAACCCAAGAAAGCAAUACAGUUGUUUCCUGUAUUGGUCCACAGUAAUCUCAUCAGAUUAUUCUGUGAAAAUAUGCUUUUGUCACAGGACUUUUUGUUGAUUUCAUUUAUUUCCUGGAAUUGAUGAGCAUCAUGUAUCUGACAAUAACAAAACAGUAAAAAUGUUUGUACUAAACUGUGUCCUUGGGACCUGGGGGAAAAAGCAGACUUAAGCUAGGAGACUCGUUUCUGAGUGGAGUUAGCAUUUGUGUAAUUGAACAGGGACCAGUCCUUCUCUGCACUACCCAUGGCCAUUUCAAGUGUGUGUUGUUUUAUGUAUUAAUUAUGUGUGUACAUCAUGAAGACAAAUAAAUUCCACGGUGCCACCUGG